Molecule: messenger RNA, 1336 nt
Organism: Nelumbo nucifera (sacred lotus)
Lineage: Eukaryota; Viridiplantae; Streptophyta; Magnoliopsida; Proteales; Nelumbonaceae
Source: RefSeq, a predicted model, not a curated record
UAUGGGUUUUUGCUCAGUCUGGUGUCAGUUACAUGAAGAUAUUUGACCUUGAUCAGAACCAUCUUACUCAUAGGGAAAUAUGGAAGUCUGCAACAUGGAUGACAAUUAUUGUCCCAACUAGCAUGACAGCUUAUCUUUAUCUAUACUCCCAUGGAGAAGUAUCAUUGGCUGCCUCACAACCAGUACUCUUGUAUGCCAUUGUUGCAAUGGUACUUUUAUUUCCCUUUGAUAUUUUUUAUUUAUCAUCUCGCUACUACUUGUUGAGGACACUCUGGCGGAUCUUUCUUCCAUUACAGCCAAUUUCAUUUUCAGACUUUUUCUUGGCGGAUAUCCUAACAUCCAUGGCAAAGGUAUUUUCAGAUUUGGAGCGUUCGGUUUGUCGGAUGGUCCAUAGACAGGUUGCUACAAUUGCAUGGUUCGAAGCCGAUUCUGUGUGUGGCAGUCAUUCCAUUGCUAUCCCACUGGUGCUUGUUUUCCCUUAUAUGUGUCGUUUUCUCCAGUGUUUGCGACAAUACAAGGACACCAAGGAGAAAACCACUCUUUUAAAUGCUUUAAAAUAUUCAACGGCUGUCCCAGUGAUUUUUCUCUCAGCCCUUAAAUAUCACGUCCUCCCUGAUAGGUGGACAAAUAAUUUUCGCCCCCUUUGGCUUCUUUCAAGUGUUGUAAAUUCGCUCUACUCAUUUUACUGGGAUGUGACCCGUGAUUGGGACUUGAGUGGCUUCACUCGGAUUUUCAAGUUCAGCAAACAGCAUAUCUGCUCAAACCUAUUGUAUGGACGACAAUGGGUUUACUUUUGGGUGAUAGGAAGCAACCUUGUCCUCCGUUGUACUUGGACAUAUAAGCUGUCUGCUCAUCUUCGCCAUAACUACCUGACUGUUUUUACUAUCACGGCCUUGGAGAUUCUUCGACGCUUCCAGUGGAUUUUCUUCCGUGUGGAGAAUGAGUGGAAUAAAAUUAAGUCAGGCAUGCAGGUAUCCAUGAGCGACAUCCCAAAGGAGGAAGACAAAUUACUUGGUUCCUCCAACUAAAAUAUACAAGUAAGCUACUCAAACGGGUAUUGCCCUAUAAUAGCAUCAAUUUAAAUGCAUACCCCUGUGCGCCCCCCCCCCCCUGUAUUUCAUUAUGUUUUAUCAUUAAGGCUCACUUUGGAAAGAGUACAAAUGCAAAUAUAUACAGUGUAAAUACAUACAAAAUAUAAGGUUUUGCACUCUACAUAUUUGUAUUUGUACUCCUUCCAAACUAAGCCUAAAGGUUCAUUUUGGGGUCAUUUAAUGAGACGACCACAAAAAAUCACUUUGUAAAACAUAGGUUUAUUGAUAAUGGUAUUAUUGGUUAA